Messenger RNA from Sphaerodactylus townsendi, 4654 nucleotides. Its product is annotated as ras-related protein Rap-2a. Bases 199 to 1020 code for a protein of 273 amino acids. NCBI's taxonomy places the organism in Eukaryota, Metazoa, Chordata, Lepidosauria, Squamata, Sphaerodactylidae. Gene Ontology annotation, molecular function: GDP binding; GTPase activity; GTP binding. The transcript has 2 exons. Gene Ontology annotation, biological process: Rap protein signal transduction; negative regulation of cell migration. Gene Ontology annotation, cellular component: plasma membrane. The record is from RefSeq and is a predicted model, not a curated record.
AGUAACGACAAGCUAUCACGUGGAGCAGGGCGGCGGAGGUGGGGACAAAAGAGGGACGGAAAGGCGGAGGGAGAAAACCUGGGCGUCCGUGUCGUUGAAUUGCCUCCAGCAGCGGCGAUUGGUGGAGCCGCGUCCUCCUGGCGCACGUGAUGGAAAGCCGAGGUGCGGCCUGGUUGGCGGUUCCCUUGGUUACGAGGAAUGAGGGGCGGAGCGGCCUCUCGGCCUCGCGUCAGCAGCAGCGUCGCCGCGGCCGCGUCAGGAGCGGCCGGUGAAGGCGGCCUCGGCGACCGGCAGCACCGCCCAGGGGCGCUGCGUGGGGGGCGCGGUCCUUGCCCGCCUCUCCUCAGCCCUUCCUUCCUUCCUUCCUGCCAGAGCCAUGGCGGCGCUGGCGGAGGCGGCUGCGGCGGCGACCGGGGGGUGACUGCCUGCCUGAGGCGGGGGCGUCCGGCGGGAGGGCGGCGGAAGAGGAUGCGGGAGUACAAGGUGGUGGUGCUGGGCUCGGGCGGGGUGGGCAAGUCCGCGCUCACCGUCCAGUUCGUCACCGGCACCUUCAUCGAGAAGUACGACCCCACCAUCGAGGACUUCUACCGCAAGGAGAUCGAGGUGGACGCCUCGCCCUCCGUCCUGGAGAUCCUCGACACGGCCGGCACCGAGCAGUUCGCCUCCAUGCGGGACCUCUACAUCAAGAACGGGCAGGGCUUCAUCCUCGUCUACAGCCUCGUCAACCAGCAGAGCUUCCAGGACAUCCGCCCCAUGCGGGACCAGAUCAUCCGCGUCAAGAGGUAUGAGAAGGUCCCUGUGAUAUUGGUUGGGAAUAAAGUAGACCUGGAGAGUGAGAGGGAAGUAUCAUCCAGUGAAGGCAGAGCUCUGGCUGAAGAAUGGGGUUGUCCAUUUAUGGAGACUUCUGCAAAAAGUAAAACAAUGGUGGAUGAGCUGUUUGCAGAAAUCGUCAGACAGAUGAACUAUGCUUCCCAGCCAGAUAAAGAUGACCCAUGUUGUUCUGCAUGUAAUAUACAAUAGCAUUACAAUUGAUGGAACUGGACCUUAAUUUGCUGUAUUUUUGGUAAGGUAACCGAACUGACUGCUGCGCUUUGUGAUUUAAGUUGGGUCCCUCAGGAUAAAUCCAAAGCAGAGUAGCAGCAUUAACUCCAAGCAAAACAUUGAUGCUGAUGAGCUUCUACAAGUCACUUACCUGGAACACAUCUUCUAUACCUGCAACUCUGUAGUGUAGCCAGUAGAUUUACAGGGUGAGCACAAAUGAUGUUCGUUGGCCUAAUCAAGCGGCAGCAGUUACCCCUUUCAGUUGAGAGUUGCUGAUGGUUGUGAAAAAGGAGAGCACCAGCAAAGACCCUUUGCACUCUUCAUAUUCUCUGCUGAUAAAUGAAAUUUAACCAACUUUUAAGUGUCUGCAUACUGAAUUUCAGGACUUGUCACUUGUGGCCAAGUUUACUCAGUCAAAUAUGCUAAGUUCAUCUUUACCUUUGACACAAGUGUUACUAGGAUUAUUGGCAAAUAGAUGUAAUUAUGGUUCCCCCCCCCUCCCUAAUUUGAUUAUUUUCUAUUAUCCCAUCAUGCGAAAAGGAAAAUAUUCCAUCAGUACUUGAAAGUAGAGAGAGGAGCUCUGAAAAAAUAAUCAACGGCUUGUGAAGAGAACAGUGAGACAUCAGAAUGUGGUAAAUACUCUGCUGCUCAGAAAUGGUAUGGAUUGCUUCAGAUGUUGUUCAGACAAGAAACCAAACAAACCCUUUGUUUACGAAGCAGGAAACUUCUUCAUCUCUUUCCUGAUCUGGGAGGGAAGGAACUGUGAUGGGGGGAAAUAUAUCACUUAGCCUUACUGACAAGGAAAAUUUUAGCACAUUAACAAAUACCAUCUUGUAAGGAAAAUGAAGCCAUGUUGUAUCCAGAUGUUCCUUUUUUGCAAAAACCUUAGGGGGACAGUCUGAGCAUCUUGCAUUUUUCAGUUGUAAGUGCACCGGUUUCUUUCUUGCCUUUUAAGGGCUAUGUCUUUGGUAUGGUACCCCGAUUAACCUUUGAAAGUCAAAUUUGCCAUUUUAUAGCUUUAAUAACCACAGCUUGGUUAAUUGAAUUAGCUGUGUUGAAGUUACUUUGGCUCAGAAGUUGAAUACACAGUGUUGUAGUUCCACAGGUGAGGGAGGGAGAAGGUUCCCCCCCCCUUCAUUUGCCUAACAUGCUAGUCAGAUGCUGCCAUACAGUGACACUGUUGCCCUAGUUAUUGCUGUGACAAAGUGAGUGAAAAUAUUGUUUUGAAAUGGUGCUCGGCCUCUGAUCUUAACUUUCAUAGUAGUGAAAUAUUUAUCAUUUGCAUGACUAAACAGCACUGGUUAUAUCUAUUCUGAUGUCCUACAAUCAAGCAAGGAAGUUUUCAAUCGGAAUGUCUAGAGUUGAAAUGCUGGCACAGUCAUAUUGCAAUGGAUCUUUGAUGGAAACUUUUGGCCUUUACAUGCAAUCCCAUUGAGCCUGUGGUCCAAAUGCCGUCCUGGAUUUUGGCUUCUCGGUCUUGUGAAAUAGCCGUCCUUUGUGUUGACGAUUGGAAAGGUGUGUGUGUAUCUUGUAUGCCUGUUGGUGGGACUGUGUGUGUGUGACUUUCUACAAAUGCUGUAAUGUAGUUGAGUUCUGAGGCAUCUGCCUCCAUCAGCAGAAACACACUUUGCAAUCCAAAGUGCAUCUGAAGAAAUGCAUUAAAAAUGUGUGUUUGAACUUUGACAACACUUGGCCACUUUAUUUCUUGUACAACAGAAUGCGUUUAAUUAAGUUCGCAGUUUGAAAAUGACGGAUGAGUAGGGGCCACUGUUGCCUUAGUCCUUGCAUGGUUUCCCAUAACUGGGGAAGCAAAGAGUGUAAUGCAAAGCAGGGUGUCCUUCUCUGGAACCACCGUUAGUUUUCACCACCUUUGGAGCUGUGACACCUACUGUUGACACCCUGCAUGUCUCAAGGAGCGGGGAGAUGGUUGUGAGUUCAACAGUAUCUAUAAUUGGUUUUGGGAGGGAUGCCUCUGCAGGGGUAGCUUUGUGUCUCAGAGAAAUAACUGGCAGCAGAGUUGAAAUAAAUUCUCUCUCCCCUCCCCCCAGCAUAGCAUUAAUUUCCAAUACUGAAAUAAGCCAUUCCAAAAACAGUUUCUCGCUCUUGCAUGGCAGAUAGUUUAUGCAUCCAGAACAGGGACAUGGAUAGCAUGAGUAAGAAAUAGCAUUUAUGAUGAAAAUGGGUAUGAAGUAAUUGCAAUGCCAUCUUCUGAACAGAAAAAAAAACUUCCUAGAUAAUGCGUACUAUGGUUUUGGAGACAAAACACUGUGUGUUGUUGCAGAAGUAACAGUUUUAUGGGAUGUAUAAAUCAAGGAGGUAGCAUGUAUGCCAUUUGGAUUCUGCAAACAUUACUAGUGGGACAGUGAGUUGAAUUUGCCUCUGUGUAAUGUAUUUAUGCCAACAAGGAGAACCAUGGGGAAAAAUAGGCGAUGGCCAGUCGUCUAGUGCCAAUUUCAAAGGUGCCAGGGCUCUUACGGUUGACUCCUCUCUGCCACCUUCCCUCCAGUGGUGAUGGUGGCUUAUCUUGUGAACGAGGCUUUAUUGUGUUAGAUGUUUUAUGUUGGCUGGAGAUAGAUUUCAAGAAGCUAAGCAGGCAGAGGCCUGCUCUAAACCAGCCACUUGACAACUCUAUCUCCGUGCUACUGGGAAUAUGGAGUAUACCCUGCCAUGUUCAUAACUAGCCACAGCGGUGCACUCAUACUCAAUGUAUGGGAAUGACAUGCUAGCAUCCAUCAGUACCAUUACACAUCCUGGGAAUUACUUAUCAAGGAUCAGUGCAUUAUUUUGUAUCCUGGUCAAAUUCCAAUGAUAGUAUUUUCAUCGUAUAACAUGCCUUAAAAUAUUAUCAUUUGACCUAAAGACCCGCUAUUCUUUAGCUAUUCUGGUAGAGCUUUGUAUUUUUCUGCAGACGGCAUAUUUACGUUUAUAUUGUAAAAUGUUGCAACACCUUCUGGAGAUGUGUUCAUUGCCCCUUUCCUUUUCACAAGAGCUAACCAAGCCAUCAUCAACAAUAAAAGCUUUCAAGAUAAGGAUUCUUCUUCCUUUCUGUAUCAAUAGCAGCGUUUAGAGGCUUUCUCUUCUGACAGGACCAACAGUACCUUAGCUCCUCUUUAUACACUCCAUUUCUCAAGAUGCCAUUAACUUCCUGUGGACAAACUUACUGGUAUUUGCUUUUUUUUUACAUAACAAGCCCCCUAUCUUUAGGUUGGGGAGAUGUAUGUGUUUUUUUUUUCUCAGCAUGUGCUUCAAGCACCAGCUAGAUAGUAAUGGCAAAACUCUGUGAUGAAGUAGAGUUGGCAGGAUUUUUCAUGUGCAUUUUUCCUCUUGUCAAUUCUUGAUCAGGGUUUCGAAUGAUUGCAGUGUGCUUUUGAGACUGGGCUUACCCUUUGACAAUGUGGAAUUCGAAGAAGAGUUGGAUAAAGAUAUUGAACACUUGAUUGUUGUGCUCAGUUGCAACUGAUAACUGAAAAAAACGCAGCAAGUUUUCUAAGGGGUCAGUUGUUUAAAAUCACCAUGUUUCAAAAAGAAAUCAAAUUGUACAUAGAACUCAAUGCAAACUCAGCAAUUGUAUUUGGAGUUAAAUUAUUUUAACAAAUAAAUUUAUUUAAUGAAA